Tripterygium wilfordii is the source of this 1294-nucleotide messenger RNA. Its product is annotated as probable nucleoside diphosphate kinase 5. Gene Ontology annotation, biological process: UTP biosynthetic process; CTP biosynthetic process; GTP biosynthetic process. Gene Ontology annotation, molecular function: nucleoside diphosphate kinase activity. Bases 201 to 743 code for a protein of 180 amino acids. Lineage: Eukaryota; Viridiplantae; Streptophyta; Magnoliopsida; Celastrales; Celastraceae. The record is from RefSeq and is a predicted model, not a curated record. The transcript is spliced from 6 exons.
AUUCACCACAUCUCCUUCUCCUCCAUUUUCCCGCACUUUUAUUCGCAAAUUCCUGCUAUGGCCCUGUUUGAUUACCUGGAAAAAGCAGCAAACACAAGAUCGAAGGGGAAAAUCCACUCCGAGUUUCUUCAGUUACCGUGCUUCUUCAAUUAUCGAGGAUUCAAAAGUGAAGUCUCGAUGAAUAAAGUACCUCGUUGGAGAUGGCGUUUCGUAAUGUUCGUUGCCUCGAGAAAUUCAUCUUCGUCUUCUUCAUCUCUAUUACGAGCCGGCAUUUAAGCAAUGCAAGUGUCGAAGAGGAAAAAACGUUAGCUAUGAUCAAACCAGAUGGAUUGUUCAGCAACCACACUGAUGCUAUAAAAAAGGUCAUUUUGGACUCUGGUUUCCACAUCUUCGAGGAAAUGAUCACUCAACUCAAUAAGGACGGUGCAUCAAGCUUUUAUGCUGAGCACUCUUCAAAGAGCUUCUUUUCCAGUCUUAUCAAAUAUAUGACUAGUGGUCCAGUGUUGGUUAUGGUAUUAGAAAAGGAAAAUGCAAUUGCAGAUUGGCGUAAUUUGAUUGGACCGACAGAUGCAAGAAAGGCCAAAAGUACUCAUCCUCACAGUAUCAGAGCAAUGUGUGGGCAGGAUUUAGAAAAGAAUUGUGUUCAUGGUUCAGAUUCUCUUCAAUCGGCUCCAAGAGAGAUUUCAUUUUUCUUUGGAGGGACAUUGUCAGGGACGGAGGCUACGAUGCACGAUGAACUUUAAUUGGUAAGAACUCAUGACAGAACCACAUGUCCUCCUCUAGCCUUUAAAUCCUCCCUAACCUGCGUAAAAACCCAGACAGACAAUUACACUACCCCAUAGUUUAUGGUGUUUUGGCAGUCUGCUUUGUUGGUCUAUUUUCAUACAAGGGAGAUUCCUGAACUUGUAUCAUUCCAAAGUCCAUAGACGCUUUCACCGCUAGAAAGAACUCAAUACCGUCAGAAGCCCAUUGUCAUCAUUAAAGUCUUUAUCCCAAACGGUUUGGGGUUGCUACAUUAAUUUAUAUGAUAAAUCAAUUGGAAUCCAUAAGGGCUUUAGAAGUCCAUGUGAUAUUAGUCUUAACUUAAAUCAAAUGCAAUAGUUGCGUGUAACUCUAUAGAAAUGGAUUUCUUUCCUGGUUCCUUGCAGGCUUUGUUGUUAGCAUGUGUUUAGAAACUAAUGAUGCUUUAGCCUUUACAAGCUUUAUUCAGUGGAUUGCUUGCGAAACCUUAUUGUAGCAGCGGUUAACAUUUGAUGGUUGGUGGUUCUCUAUGAAAUGUAAAUUUUUGUGGUUA